This is a messenger RNA of Drosophila innubila, 3029 nucleotides long. RefSeq names its product RNA-binding protein spenito (gene nito). Gene Ontology annotation, cellular component: nucleus. The transcript is spliced from 3 exons. The record is from RefSeq and is a predicted model, not a curated record. Gene Ontology annotation, molecular function: mRNA binding. Gene Ontology annotation, biological process: regulation of alternative mRNA splicing, via spliceosome. Lineage: Eukaryota; Metazoa; Arthropoda; Insecta; Diptera; Drosophilidae. The coding region runs from base 189 to 2570 and encodes 793 amino acids.
UUCGUCGAAUACAGAAAGAAUUCGCAAGCCGCAGGAAGUUGAAAUUUUCAGUGCCAAUCAAUAAAAUUAGUAAUUAUAAAGUGCACUAUAAUAAAAUCUGCUAAAUAAGUUAGUGACAUUGUCACAAGAAAGAGACAGUCGCACAGUUGGCGUAGCUAUCUCAUCUGAUUCUGAUUCUGCUCCUGCUCAUGAGUAUUCAUAGAGAAGGAGCUGAUCUCGAUCGUAUUACAGUCAAAAUCCACAAUAUGAAGCGCAGCGCAUCCCGCUCACCAGGCCGAGGUAAUCUAGUACGCAACUCCCGGAGUAUGGGUCGUGGCUAUGAUAAUGGAGGCGGUGUGCCGGGCGAUUCCCCAGAGCGUAUAUCGCCGGAGCGCAUGCGUCGUCGCUUGGAGCGUUCGCCCAGUCCCCGUGGUCGGUAUGGAUCUCCGCAUCGGGAGCCCUACAUGCGUGGUCCACCAACUGCCGAGCGUCCCGCUGGCUACAAGGUCUUGUGCGUCAGUGCUCUGCCGCCAAAGGCGCCGGAUGAGUUUAUCGAGGAGACACUGUAUCGCGAGUACAAGAAAUUUGGCGACUUUAGUGUUCGGCUAGCCCAUGACCUGGAUGAGCGCGUCGCGUAUGUCUGCUUCCGUACGCCGGAAGAUGCACGUGAGGCGAAGCAUCACAAGCCGCGUCUUAUCAUCUACGAUAAGAUGGCCAUUGUGGAGCCCGUGUACAAGUCAACAACGCGGCCAGAGUACAGACCACGCCACUCCAUUUCUCCGCCGGACUAUGAGCGGUAUCACUACUCUCGUUCGCCGAUGGGACCGGGUGUGCCCUUGGAUCAUCGAAGGCCACCCAUAGAUCCCUAUGAUCGCUAUGGUCCUCCUAUUCAUCCGCAUGCUGUGCACCCUCGCGAAUAUCGUCCCAUGCACCAUGAAUACCCACACCCGCCCCGUGGUCCGCCCAUGCAUCGGGGUCAUCCGCACACUCAUCCUCAUCAUCUGCACGGCCAUCCGCCGCCUCAUCAGUACGCUCCAAUGCGUCCAAUGGCACCACGACCACAUGUUCCGUACGAGAAGCCCGAGAGCAAAAAGGACAAGUUCCCCAAUUAUUUGCAUCACGUGCAACCGGAAGAUGAUCCACUCUCAACGCGUACUCUGUUCGCUGGCAACCUCGAGGUGACCAUUGCCGACGACGAGCUUCGUCGUAUAUUUGGCAAAUACGGCGUAGUCGAUGAUAUUGACAUCAAGAGACCGCCACCUGGCACCGGCAACGCGUUUGCCUUUGUGCGCUAUCAGAAUCUGGACAUGGCGCAUCGUGCCAAGAUCGAGCUAUCCGGCCAGUACAUUGGUAAAUUCCAGUGCAAAAUUGGUUACGGCAAGGUUACGCCGGCCACCCGCAUGUGGAUCGGCGGACUUGGCGCCUGGACAUCGGUGACACAGCUGGAGCGGGAAUUCGAUCGGUUCGGUGCCAUUAAGAAGAUCGAAUAUCAAAAGGGCGAACCCUAUGCCUACAUCCAAUACGAGACGGUUGAGGCAGCCACCUCAGCUGUCAAGGAGAUGCGUGGAUUCCCAUUGGGCGGACCGGAGCGUCGACUGCGAACGGACUUUGCCGAGCUGCCGGGCUCAACGCCUGCUGCACCCUUUAAGACCUCAAAGCCGGCGUAUGACGAGAGUGCCGUCGAGUACAGGCGACCAGAGUAUGAUCCCUACUACGAGGAGACGGCGGUAUAUGCUCCACGUGGUGGCUAUUCACCUUAUCCGCCCCGCGGCGGUUAUCGCGGUCGUGGUGGCGGCUAUCGUGGUCGUGGACGUGGCAUGUAUCACUAUCACAAUGAUGUGCACAGGCCACCGCAUCCCAGUGCAAUGGGCGGAGCGUCAUCUGUGCCACCACCGGGUGGUGCCGAUGACGAAUGGCGACGUCCACCUGGCGAGUCCUAUGAUCGUGCUCGUUCCAGCUCUCGGGAACCCGGAGUUGAGCGUUCCCGCUCCCGUUCGCCCAUAAAGCGUGCACGCUCUCCCGGCUCCGAUUCGGAUACUUCGACUCGUCGCAAUGAUGUCCUCGGCUCGGCAGCGACCGUGCCUGAGGUGGCACGCAAGUGUAGUACAAUCUGGACAGGUGCCCUCAUACUAAAGAGUUCCUUAUUCCCGGCCAAGUUUCAUUUGACAGACGGCGAUACGGACAUUGUGGAAUCUCUGAUGCGAGACGAGGAGGGCAAACACAAUUUGCGUAUUACACAGAGACUGCGACUCGAUCCGCCAAAGUUGGAGGAUGUACAAAAGCGGAUUGCGUCCUCAUCAUCGCAUGCCAUAUUCAUGGGAUUGGCUGGCUCCACGGUGGACACUGAUUGCGAUGAUGCCAGCGUGCAGACACGUCCAUUGCGCAAUCUAGUCUCCUAUCUGAAGCAAAAGGAAGCAGCUGGCGUCAUUUCGCUGCUCAACAAGGAGACGGAAGCCACCGGUGUGCUAUACGCGUUCCCGCCGUGCGACUUCUCAACGGAUUUACUGAAGCGCACCUGUCACAGCCUCACCGAGGAGGGCUUGAAGGAGGAUCAUCUGGUCAUUGUUGUUGUGCGUGGCGGAACCGCUUAAAGACAAUCUGUGACAGCAACAACAACAGAGAACAAGUGCAGGAACAAGUAAUCUAGUUCUGUGGACACGUUAUAUAUAUAUCGUAGACUUACACAACAUACAUACACAACAUACAUAGAGUAGAUAUGUAUGAACGUGUGUGUAUAUGUAUUGGUAGAAGCAUAAAUCAAUCCUAUAGCGAGUUUAAAUUAACAUCCUUUGAUCAGGAAAGCGACAGCAACAAGAGACACCCUCAGAUGAGAUGAGACGAGACGAGAUGAUUUUCCACUUCAAUUAAUCCAAUAUUAAUUAUUGUUCUUUUUGCAGACAAAACAAACUUAUUUAUGGCUUUUGUUUAUGAUGAAAAAAAGCAAGAUUAUACAUUAUUCUGAUUAUUCUCUGUGUAGUGAGAGUGUAAAGUUUAAACAGUUUUAAAAGUUAAUACAGUUCUAUUUUUUUUUAUUACAAUUGUGCCAAAAG